GAAAGAGGCACUUUCUUGUGCAUAGUGAAAUGUGAGUUGUUUCCUAUAUCUUUGUUGCCUAUUUAACUUCCCAACCUAUUAUAGGGCUAUCGGGAUAUUCAUUAUGAUGAUUUUUAUCCCGGAAAUGGGAAGUAUUCUGGCUGAUUGGUGCCUGUCUAAGAAAUCUUGAGCUGAGUCCUGUCCUCCACAACACCACCAGGAGCUGCUUGAGGCGAGAAAUCCGGAGUGAAGAGGGACUUGGGACUGACGGCUGUUUAUCGCGUCACCGUGGACUACCGAUCAAAUGACCACCAUAUCGAAAUUUGCGCACCGUUACAUUGUCCUGGAGUGAAUCAUUAUCAUCAAGACUAUAAUGUGAGAGACAUUUCGGACUCGGUGAUGUUUUGAGGUGUUAGUCUACACAGCUGUCCGGGAAAGAUGGCGAGAGCUGCCAUUAGCGUGUCUAUAGCCGUGGUGUUUUUGGGAUUAGCGAUUUUUACUGUCAAACUUCCCUCCGUAAAAGGAGAGAUGCAAGAAGAACAGCAGGAGGAGAGGUCCUGUCAAGGUGCCUUCGAUUUAUACUUUGUCCUCGACAAAUCUGGCAGUGUCAAACACCACUGGAUAGAGAUCUACUCCUUCGUGGAGCAGCUGGCUGAGAAGUUCCUCAGCCCCAUGUUACGGAUGUCCUUCAUCGUCUUCUCCACUAGAGGAACCACCAUCAUGAAACUGACAGAGAGCAGGGAGUCCAUUAACAGAGGUCUAACCACGCUGAGGAGGGAGGCGCCAGGAGGAGACACCUUCAUGAACCUUGGCCUGGAGAAGGCCAACGAACAGAUACACUAUGAGAACCAUGGGACAGCCAGUGUGAUCAUUGCACUGACUGAUGGAGAACUGAAUGAGUGGCAGUUUGCUACUGCACAACGAGAGGCGCAGAGGGCACGGUCGCUUGGAGCCAUAGUUUACUGUGUGGGCGUCAAAGAGUUUAAUGAGACGCAGCUGGCUACCAUAGCAGACACCCUGGAGCAUGUGUUCCCUGUCUGGGGGGGUUUCCAAGCCCUCAGGGGCAUCAUCAACUCGAUCAUUAAGAAGUCCUGCAUUGAGAUUCUAGCUGCUGAACCGUCCAGUGUGUGUGCAGGAGAGUCGUUUCAGGUGGUAGUUCGAGGGAACGGUUUUCUCCACGCCAGAAACACCGACCAGGUCCUCUGUAGCUUCAAACUCAACGACACACACACUCAGGAUGAGAGGCCUGCUGGUGUAGAGGAAACUUUCCUGCUCUGUCCUGCUCCUGUUAUAAAGGAAGUAGGAAGGGUGAUCUAUCUACAGGUCAGUAUGAAUGAAGGACUCUCCUACAUCACCAGUUCUGUUCACAUCACCACCAUCGAAUGUUUUGAUGGGACCCUCCUGCUGAUCUCAUUGCUAGUUCUGACACUUUUGUUGGGCUUGCUGUUCAUGUGGUGGUUCUGGCCCCUCUGCUGCACCUUGGUCAUUAAAGAGCCCCCACCACCUCCUCCCCCAGAGCCAGAGUCUGAUGAUGAAGAUGGUAUGCCCAAAAUGCGAUGGCCCACAGUGGAUGCAUCCUACUACGGAGGGAGAGGGGUGGGGGGCAUCAAACGCAUGGAGGUGCGUUGGGGGGAUAAAGGCUCUACAGAGGAAGGGGCUAAGCUAGACAAGCCUAAGAAUGCAGUGGUGAAGAUGCCUGAACAGGAGUAUGAAGCGUACCAACCCAAACCACGCACACCCAAGCCCUGGAAACCUCCUCAGGACAGAAGGUGGUACACACCUAUACAGGGGAAGUUGGAUGCUCUGCGGGCUCUGUGUCGUCGAGGAUAUGAUCAGGUGUCCCUGAUGAGACCUCAGCCUGGAGACAAGGGUCGUUGUAUCAACUUCACACGCGUAAAAAACAAGGAGUCCAUUCGACCCCCUUCUGCCCGUCGCUCUCAAACCCUUCCCCCUCCUCCAGUUCAGAGGCCUCUAGUCCAACCGCCCUCUCCUCCCCCACACUCCACUCCUCCCUCCGUCUCCAUCCCUCCCUCCCGUGCCCCCCCGUCCAGCCGACUUCCCCCAGGCCCCCCUCCAGCCCGUGCACCCCCAGGCCCCCCUCCCUCUCGCCCGCCACCCAGGCCUUGAGGACAAGACAAACCCCUAUUACGCCCUCACAGUAGUAACACCCCCCAAAAACACUCUCCUCACACCACCAAGAGCAAAGGUAUUUAUUUAAUACACGGGUUCAGGCUUUGAUCUCAAAGGUUUGUUGCUGGACAGCAAAUAUCAUAUUUUGGUGAAUACCAAAUCAACUACUGAGUUCACAGUAAAUGCCUCUGGUCUUUAGGAGGUGCAGACAAAUUCUGUUUCCUCAAAUUGUGUUGUCUUAUGAACAGAAAUCCAAUUGUAAUGGUAUUGAAUCGUACAUGGAUUGAAUCGUAAAUAGGUCAACUCGGCCACAGAGGGAUAUUGUGAACCUUGACAUUGGAAGUUUACAAUAUCCCUCUGCUGGCCGAGUUGACAUAUUUAAAGAAAUGCCAUUGGUUGGUGGAGAAAAAGUUGAAUAUCUUUGAUAGGCUGAUGAGGAAUUAAAUGUAACCUCAAACUUAAACUUUAUAAUGUUUGUCUGGAGGCCAGGCUAAAGGUCCCUCACUAGAGACUAAAAUGAUAAUCUGCUUUGUGUUCAUCUGUUAACAGUGAAAAACAUUUUUGUCCAUCAUUAAAGCAUUUUCUUUCCAA
Messenger RNA from Oncorhynchus mykiss (rainbow trout), 2700 nucleotides. Its product is annotated as anthrax toxin receptor 1. Lineage: Eukaryota; Metazoa; Chordata; Actinopteri; Salmoniformes; Salmonidae. Gene Ontology annotation, cellular component: plasma membrane; cell surface. Gene Ontology annotation, molecular function: transmembrane signaling receptor activity. The record is from RefSeq and is a predicted model, not a curated record.